AUGACUGACAUUCAGAAUACUACGACGGAUUCGAAUGUUCCAUCAAUAAAACUCUAUUGGUUGAACGAUAGUCGCGCUGAUAGAAUAUUAUUUUUGCUGGAAGAAUUACAAAUACCAUAUGUAAUUGAAAAAGUCCAACGUGGACCUGAUAAACUUGCACCGCCUGAAUUAAAACAGGUUCAUCCACUUGGUAAGAGUCCUGUGAUCAAAGAUGGUGAUAGAGUUGUUGCCGAAUCUGGUUUUAUUAUUGAUUAUCUUAUUAAAAAAUAUGGUAAAAGUAAAAAUUUACAACCAACAAACGAAGAUGAUUUAUUUCAGUAUGAUUAUUUUCUUCACUAUGUUGAAGGUAGUUUAAUGCCAAUCCUAGUUAUGAAAUUUAUCUUUCAAAAUCUACAAAAACAAGCACCAUGGGUCAUCAAGCCUAUUGUAAAUGCUAUUUGCAAAAAAGUGGAUGAUCUCUAUCUCGGACCAAAUAUCAAUACACAUUUGGAUUUUCUUGAAGGUGAAUUAGGAAAAAGAAAAUGGUUAGCCGGUGAACAAUUUUCUGGUGCUGAUAUUCAAGCAAGUUUUGCCGUAGAAAUGCUUAUGAAACGAUCAAAUACUAGUGAAGCAUCCAACACGAAUUUGUCUCGAUAUGUACAAGCAAUGCGUGAACGACCAGCGUACAAACGAGCCAUGGAAAAAGCUGGAAAAACAACAAUGAGUGGCUAA
Molecule: messenger RNA, 711 nt
Organism: Rotaria socialis
Lineage: Eukaryota; Metazoa; Rotifera; Eurotatoria; Philodinida; Philodinidae
Source: the annotation of a GenBank genome assembly